Molecule: messenger RNA, 1573 nt
Organism: Penicillium brasilianum
Lineage: Eukaryota; Fungi; Ascomycota; Eurotiomycetes; Eurotiales; Aspergillaceae
Source: the annotation of a GenBank genome assembly
AUCGUCAAUUAAACUCCCUGGCCUAUUGAAUCUCUGCAGGUAGCCUUUGAGACAUCAAGCGCUGAUAAUUCCCUUCAAUAUGCUCGUUCAACUUCUCCAGUCGCUUCAGAUAUCCCUAAAGGAUCUUUUUGUUAUUCGUGGUGCUAUAACACUCAUAAUACUGCUUAGCAUCCCCUUGGUCUUUGUGAUACAGUCUGGAAAUGUCCAAAAAACACGCAGAAGGUUGAGAAGCCUGCAAAGACUCGGCUUGACUACCAGCAACAUGGAAGACCAGUACAAUCCCAAAUUCGGUCUUCCGCCAGCAGCCCCAGUGGAUGGACCAGCACGAAUCAAAGCGAUAUAUCUGCAUCCCAUCAAAUCUUGCGGACAUGUCGAGGUAGAUCGCGCCUUACUCACCAAGGCGGGAUUUAUGUUCGACCGAUGUUUCGCCCUUGCAACGAGAAUUGCCAACAGCGACGAUCCUGCAGCCUCGAAAUGGCGAUUCAUCAGUCAGCGCACGAAACCUCUCAUGUCCCAGAUUAAGAUCGAGUUAUGGCUUCCGCAUAAGAACAGCGAUUUGCAUGAUCCACUAGUACAGUCAGGUGGAUGUCUGGUUGCGACAUUCGAAGACCCUGACUUGCCGAGUUGGAUCAAUCGUGUUGAGACAUUGCUCUAUACAUGGGGUCUCUCAGCACGCCCACAGAUUUCCUUCAUUGUGCCUCUCAAUGUUACGUCUUCCCAGGCAGAGGAAUUCCAGGUCAAACUGAAAACAUUCGGCAUUCACAGUCGUGACGCAAGAGGCCUCGACAUGGGCGGAAUACCUUCUAUCGCAACAGCUCUGCCCAAAUUGAAGAAGUUCUUGGAAAUACCGCAGGACCACAGCCUCACGAUUUUCAGAUGUACACCGGACACCAUGACACCUACGAAUUUGAAUCUUGCGCCACUUGAACACAUCGGUUCACCAUCCGUGCAUGGCUACACAGAUCAACAACCCGUCAACAUCAACAGCCUAUCAUCUGUUCAGGCGGUUUCCGCCCUCCUUCCGACUGAAAAUCAACCGAUGAACGCACUUCGUUUUCGUGCAAACAUCUGGAUCGAGAACGCUGCGGCAUAUGAGGAAGAAACAUGGAAACGCUUCCGUAUCUUAUCAAAGAGUAACGAUACGAAGCCACGAGCAACCGUUGAGCCGACAUUGUCCGUUGUUUGUCGAACCUCUCGAUGCACAAUGCCUAAUGUGAACCUGGAGACUGGAAGAUUCGAUACGGAGAACCCUCUUCCUGGGAAGAAGAGGGGCAAAGCUCAGCCAAGCACAGCGUUAGUGCAGUAUCGUACGGUCGAGACGGGGAAUAAAAGUGCUCUUGGCUACUUGGGUAUGCAUUGUGUGCCUGAAGAUAGGAGCUUGAAGGAAGCCGAAGGGCAGGAAGCGGGAUUGUAUGUUGAAGUUGGUGAUGAGAUUGAAGUGCUCGAACGAGGGGCACAUCUCUAUGGGUCGACGGCAAACGACUAUUAAAAUUUUAUAGUUUCUUUACUAGAUGCUUCUAGAAUAUGAAUAUCAAAUGGGUCAGGAGAUAGAGAGAAUGAAGAUAUAGACAGU